This is a messenger RNA of Nyctereutes procyonoides (raccoon dog), 945 nucleotides long. Its product is annotated as olfactory receptor 1L8-like. Gene Ontology annotation, molecular function: G protein-coupled receptor activity; olfactory receptor activity. The coding region runs from base 1 to 945 and encodes 314 amino acids. Gene Ontology annotation, biological process: G protein-coupled receptor signaling pathway. Lineage: Eukaryota; Metazoa; Chordata; Mammalia; Carnivora; Canidae. The transcript has a single exon. Gene Ontology annotation, cellular component: membrane. The record is from RefSeq and is a predicted model, not a curated record.
AUGGCAAGGGUCAACCAAACCAGCAGUGUCUCUGAGUUCAUUCUCCUGGGACUCUCCUCCCAGCCUGAGGACCAGAAGCCACUCUUUAUCCUCUUCCUCACCAUGUACCUGAUCACCAUAAUAGGGAACCUACUCAUCAUCCUGGCCAUCCAUUCUGAUCCCCAGCUCCAGACCCCCAUGUAUUUCUUCUUGAGUUUCCUGUCCUUCACUGAUAUUUGCUUUACAACAACUGUUGUCCCCAGGAUGCUAGUGAACUUCCUUUCUAAGAAGACCAUCUCCUAUGCUGGGUGUCUGACACAGAUGUAUUUCAUUUAUGCUCUGGGCAACACCGACAGCUGCCUUCUGGCAGUCAUGGCCUUUGACCGCUAUGUGGCUAUCUGUGACCCCUUCCACUAUGUCACCACCAUGAACCGCCGCUGCUGUGUCCUGCUGGUGGCCUUUUCCUGCUCACUUCCCCACUUCCACUCACUCGUACACACACUGCUACUGAACAGUCUCACUUUCUGUGACUCCAAUGUCAUCCACCACUUCCUCUGUGACCUCAGUCCCUUGAUGAAAUUGUCCUGUUCCUCCACAUUUGUCAAUGAAGUUGUGAUAAUAUCAGAAGGUUCUGUUGUUUUGGUGACUCCAUUUCUGUGCAUCACUCUCUCUUAUGUACGAAUUCUCAUCGCAGUUCUUAAGAUCCCUUCAGCUGCUGGGAAACGCAAAGCCUUCUCCACCUGUGGCUCUCACCUCACCGUGGUCACACUCUUUUAUGGAAGCAUCUUCUAUGUCUAUUUACAGCCCCUGUCCACCUACAGUGCCAGGGACCACAUAGCAACAAUUGUCUACACAGUUCUUUCCUCCAUGCUAAACCCUUUUAUCUACAGCCUGAGAAACAAAGACCUGAAACAGGGCCUAAGGAAGCUGAUGGGCAGGCGGAAUUCUCAAGCAACACCCUCUUGA